GUGAAGCGAAGAUACGGGUCUAGAGUUUUUUUCCAUGGUUUUUGCAAAAAACGCAACGAAGCGUCGCAGAUCGAGGAGCAACAGUGGCAGCAGCAGUCGGAGUUCGUCGUCACAAGACAAUCAGCUGUUUCUGGCUUCUCUCGCGGUGCGGUCUUCCAAGGUGCAGCGGGGAGUGGAGCGGCCCACAUCACCUCACGCCGCUGGUCCUGCCGCCAAGCGAGCCAGGAUGAACGUUGAUUGUAAUGUUCAUUACUCGGGAAGUCGGUCAGUUGCUCAGCGCUUGAAACAGUGUUCGCUGAAGGAUCUCAACAGUGCGACAUCCAAUGGUAAUGUUGCAUUCAAGACACCCAGUUUACCCGGUUGCAAACCAUCACCAAAGCUCACACCAAAGCAGCAUAACACUGUUCGAAUAAUUGCACAAUACCUCCGGGAUUUGGGAUUGAAAGAAUCCCUGGACGCUCUCACAGAAGAAAGCGGCUGCAAAGUCGAAAAUGCAAACGCAAGAAAAUUGCGAGAGGCUAUCUAUAAAGCAAAAUGGGACGAUGCAAUCGCUGUUUUGGAAAAGUGCUAUGCGAAUCUCAAACCACAUCAGCUCGAGACCGCCAAAUUAAUCAUACUAGAGGAGAAAUUCUAUGAUCUUUUGCAUGCUGAUAAUACACCGAUGGCCUUGCGAUUACUUCGUGAAGAAUUUCCGAACACACCAGUUGUGCGGGAAAAGCGUUCGAGUAUGAUCCGCAUGCUUUUCAUGGACAAACAACAGUUAGCCGAAGUUCCUGAAGCGAUGCGCUACAGAACAAAGAAAGAUCGACGCAAACUGGUUAUCAAAGUGCAGCGAGUGUUACCUGCUACCUUUAUACUUCCGCCAGCUAGGCUCGAACAACUAUUGGAUCAAGCACAUGCUACCCAAGUUUCAAAGUGUCGGGUUCACCUAAAGAAAGAAACAUCGGAAGGCUUAGAAGCUCCAGAUAUCUUCGUCGACCACAGCUGUCAGAAACGAUCGUCACGGGGUUACAUCAAUACCCAGACUAUUGGUGAUCAUAAGUGUGAGGUGUGGUGCGUCGAAUUCUCGCCUGACGGUAAGCUACUAGCCAGUUGCUCGAAGUCAAGUCGUAUUUUCAUCCAUACGGUUGCAUCCGGAGGAGAAAAGGUCGAAUUGUUACAUCUCUUAUCUGGUUAUGACAAUGCUGAUGUCGUAUCAUGCAUGAGUUGGAGCGGCGACAGUAAAUUGUUAGCUGUUGCUUGUACCGAACAAGCCCCCUUUGACAUCAUGGUCUUUGCCGCUAAGGAAGGGCGAAUGCUACGCACCAUUGACAACUUGCCGAAUUCUCUUUUUACCACUUGUGCCUUUUUCAAUGCUCCCAACUAUUAUCUCAUUGCCGGAGAUGAAAGAGGGCAUUUACAGAUUUGUGAUAUCAAACAACCCUCAGAAGGACAUGUCCUUGGACUUUGGGAAGGUUACCGCAUCCGCGGUGUGUACGGCAUGAGCGACUGUGUCACAGUUCUCGCCUCCGACACGCAUCAUAGACUUCGGCGGUACCGUUUUGAUAACAGAGUCGACGAGACAGUGUUUACAGAAGAGGUACCAAUCAUCUCUUUCCGGGUACAUCCUAAUGAGAGGUUCGUCCUCACAACUACACAACGAAACCUUCGAAUGUGGGAUUUACAGUCGAAGACACUGGUUAGGAAUUUCUAUGGAGCUCAACAAGGAAAUCUCGUAAUACACGCUGGUUUUGGUGGAAUUAACCAUGGUUACUUGGCUACAGGAACUGAAGAUCACAAAGUUGUAAUAUGGAGCAUCGGAAACAGCAAGCAUACCAUGAGGUUACGAGGACAUAAACGUGUAGUCAACGGAGUGACUUGGAACCCGAAAUAUCCCACGUUGCUAGCGAGCUGUUCGGAAGACAUGACAGUGCGCAUAUGGAAUAUAGCUCGUAACGAUCUGCCUCCUGAACCACCCACGUCUAAAAAGAAGGGUCACAAGAAAAAAACGGGUAAACAACAACCGGCGAAUGGCAAGGACAAGAAAAAUGGAACCACAUGACAAAGAAUCUCAUCCAUGGUUGUGUCCACUUUCUCACUGUCUGGUCACUUAAAUGGUAUUUAUGUAUCGUAUUUCAGCACUCGUACUAUGUCACGAAUCGUGUCUUUACAAUUCAUAGGGUAUUUCUUUUAGCGUUGAAAGCGUUCGUUAGCUUUUUUUUUAUCCAAUUUGAGUCGACGUGCACAAAGCUCUGAACAACUGUGUGCCUUAGUCUGUGAAUGUUAUUAGCAUGCGAUUCAGCAAGCGCUGGUCGCUUUUGAGUCGGUGUCCCUACAAUCUGUGAAUAUUACCAAACUGUGUAUAAUGAAACUGCUUGUUAUACCUGUAAAACUUGUAAUCAUAAUCAACAAUAUCCAGUGAAAGUGCUGGUUGAUCGCAACGUUCGGAUAUGUUCUUCCUCCUCAUUGCCGUUCUAUGUAGACUUUCACUUUGUUUCUAUGGCAAUUAAUGAGUUACAGUCAAACCUCAAAAUCGGCUUUUUUAACGCUCAGGAUUCUAAGACUCGCCGACAUACGUCGAAUGAAUGUACAUGUAUAGAAUUUUAUGUGAAUGAAUAUGUGAUUCAGUGUUGCUGUUUUGUUGAAGCAUUACCAUUCAUUGCAUGUAUAAACGCUGUAAGCUU
Cylicocyclus nassatus is the source of this 2663-nucleotide messenger RNA. The record is from the annotation of a GenBank genome assembly. Lineage: Eukaryota; Metazoa; Nematoda; Chromadorea; Rhabditida; Strongylidae.